Messenger RNA from Choloepus didactylus (southern two-toed sloth), 1875 nucleotides. RefSeq names its product histone H2B type 1-K. Gene Ontology annotation, cellular component: nucleosome. Gene Ontology annotation, molecular function: structural constituent of chromatin; protein heterodimerization activity; DNA binding. The record is from RefSeq and is a predicted model, not a curated record. Lineage: Eukaryota; Metazoa; Chordata; Mammalia; Pilosa; Megalonychidae. The transcript has a single exon. Bases 1370 to 1750 code for a protein of 126 amino acids.
GAACGCAAACCCGCCAAUACAGAUGUGACGCGAAUGCAGAGCGAACAAAGACUAGCCCAGUGCUACAGAGGAAUUAACCGAAUUGCUGGCAACCUUAUUAAAACUUGAUGCGCUGCAAAAAGGAAACUAAUUUGAAAAACCUGCGCCACAUUCUGAUUGGUCAAGUUUUAUUCCCGCAGUUUAAAGGCAGUUCCAGUGUUUUGAUAAAUGCCUAAUGCGUAUACCCACAUCAAAGACUGAUAGGGUGGGCAUUUACAAUUGACAAGUUAGUGAUUUGUGUAUGUAGCUACGUAUUAUGUUUUACCGUUGAAUCGACAAAACAGCAGUUAAUGUUGGUGCAUCUGGAAUACAGGAAUCUCAAGGGCUGUAUUUUUCUCUGGAGAAACUAAAAUAACUGCACUCGAGGGGGUCGUUUAGAGAACUCCAACUUGUGAUUCACACUGGCGAUGUACGAUGACUACAGAAAAGGAGACUUAAUCAUCAAAGUGCAGUGGCUCACAUACUUAAAAUCCCUAAAGCUGAUUACCAAGUUACUAACUACAAUUUAGUGAUUUGCUUCUCCCAUUCAUUGUUGGUAAUAGUAAACUAAGAGUCACAACUCUUCCCCAGAAGUAGUGGGUGGCUCUGAAAAGAGCCUUUGGUUUGGAUAAAACGUUGUUGUGGCGACCUUACUUGCCCUUGGCUUUGUGGUGGCUCUCGGUCUUCUUGGGCAGCAGCACCGCCUGGAUAUUGGGCAAGACACCGCCCUGUGCUAUAGUGACUUUGCCCAACAGCUUGUUGAGCUCCUCGUCGUUGCGGAUGGCCAGCUGCAGGUGUCGCGGGAUAAUACGGGUCUUCUUGUUAUCGCGGGCCGCGUUACCAGCCAGCUCUAGGAUCUCGGCAGUCAGGUACUCCAGCACCGCCGCCAGGUACACUGGGGCGCCAGCCCCGACUCGCUCGGAGUAGUUCCCCUUGCGGAGCAGACGGUGCACUCGGCCCACCGGGAACUGCAGGCCCGCCCGGGAAGACCGGGUCUUUGCCUUGGCGCGAGCUUUACCACCCUGCUUACCACGUCCAGACAUGAUACUUAAAAACCACUGCUACAAAAAGGGAAGGAAUUUCUCCAGAGCAGCAUUUCUUAUAGCCAUUGCUGGGCGCGAAAAUGAAACUAUGCCAUUGGCUAAGGUUACAGUUUCACUUAAGCCAAUAAAAUCGCAACUUUGAAAUACACUUGCUUUCAUUGGAGAAAGUUAAUACGUGUUUUCCACAAUUCACCACCAAUCAGACAUAUGACUAUUCAUCACUUCAUUUGCAUAAGAGGCUUUACAUAAAGAAGACACGCACAGACAUCUGCUCAUUCUUUUGAACAUCUCCAUAGUUAUUCACAGCCAUGCCUGAGCCUGCCAAGUCCGCCCCAGCUCCGAAAAAGGGCUCCAAGAAGGCGGUGACCAAGGCGCAGAAGAAAGACGGCAAAAAGCGGAAGCGCAGCCGCAAGGAGAGCUACUCGGUCUACGUGUACAAGGUGCUGAAGCAGGUCCACCCCGACACCGGCAUCUCCUCCAAGGCCAUGGGCAUCAUGAACUCCUUUGUCAAUGACAUCUUCGAGCGCAUCGCCGGCGAGGCGUCGCGCCUAGCUCAUUACAACAAGCGCUCGACCAUCACCUCCAGGGAGAUCCAGACGGCUGUGCGCCUGCUGUUGCCCGGGGAGCUGGCCAAGCACGCUGUGUCCGAGGGUACCAAGGCCGUCACCAAGUACACCAGCGCCAAGUGAGUUUUGCUCCCCUUGGAGCAAACGGUUCGGCUGACCCAGACCUCCAAGGCUCUUUUCAGAGCCAUCUACUCCUUCCAAAGAGAACUGGCACUCGUAUUUUCAUCCCAAACAGGCAAAUGCAGUUU